Messenger RNA from Seminavis robusta, 1164 nucleotides. NCBI's taxonomy places the organism in Eukaryota, Bacillariophyta, Bacillariophyceae, Naviculales, Naviculaceae. The record is from the annotation of a GenBank genome assembly.
AUGGUGGUGGUUCAGCAUGUUCCUCGAAAGGGUGGUGGCUCCUUUGGUUCCAAUACUUCGGGUGUGAUUGUCAUUUUGGUGCUUUUGAAUCUGCUCUUUUUCCAAUUGGGACGAAACUACGGAGCCCAAGAAGCUCCCUUGUCCUUGUCUGCCACGAGCUCGUCGUUGUUGUCCUUUGGCACUUCUUCUACAGAACAAGAUCCACUUCGACCCCAAUCGGGAUCCGCAGCGCCACUGCCUUCCUUACGAGCUCUGCAAGCCAAUGCCGUGGCACAAGCCAAAAAGAAUUCGAUUUACGGGGGACACGGGGAUGGUCAACACUUGGGUGGCUGGACGGAGAUUGAUAUCAACGGCUUGUCGCCGUUUUUGUGGAGACACAUGAUGACCAAAUUUGGAAUCCAUUCCAUUAUUGAUGUUGGAUGUGGACGGGGGAUCAGUACCACAUGGUUCCUCAUGAAUGGAAUGGAUGCACUCUGUGUGGAAGGAUCCCAUGACGCUUACCUAAACUCGGUGUUGCCCAACAAAGAACAGCAAAUGGUCGAACACGAUUUUAGCAGAGGACCCUAUUGGCCACAAAAGACAUAUGAUGCUGUCUGGUGUGUAGAGUUCCUAGAACAUGUUGGAAGAAACUUUCACAAGAAUUAUCUGCCUGUCUUUCGAAAGGCAGCCAUGCUCUUUGUCACUCAUUCGACUUGGGGAGGUUGGCACCACGUCGAAAUUCACACGGACGACUGGUGGAUCCACAAGUUUGAGCUAUACGGGUUCAAGUACAUGCCCGAACUCACCAUUGAAGUUCGAGAAACGGCACGACAAGAAGCCAUGCAAGGACCUCCCGCGGUCAAUGGAGCACCCCCAAAUCCACAAAAUCUAUACAAUAUGCUCGUCUUUUUCAAUCCGGCCGUGGGGGCAUUGCCACAACACGCUCAUUUGUUUGCCGAACCGGGAUGCUAUAAACCACCCCAAAAAGCGCCCGACGGGAAGCUGAUUCGAAAGAACCGAGAUUGUGGAGGACCCGCCAUAGAGGGGAUGAGUAGUGGAGAAGAAACGCCACUGCCGCCACAGUUCCAGCCAUUGCCCGUUCUGGAGGCCAAUCAACGCAAAUGGGAAGAACACAUACAAAAGUUUAUCAAGACAUCUGCUCCAGUAGCCGCCAAGAAUGCAUGA